This is a messenger RNA of Symbiodinium sp. CCMP2592, 1350 nucleotides long. Lineage: Eukaryota; Dinophyceae; Suessiales; Symbiodiniaceae. The record is from the annotation of a GenBank genome assembly.
AUGGCCGCACCAGGAGAUGCUUCGCAGCCUCCAGCUCAUGUGUAUCCCGACACGCCUUCCGACUCGGAGUGGCAGCCGAUUCAUGCGAGCAGCUGUGCAAGCCAGGAGGCGCCAGGACCCACGGCCGCUUUUGCCCAGCCCUGCCCUUCGCAGUCCUUUCAGCUCGUGCACCAGUGGCCACAAUGGCCCGCGGUGGCGGGAGUUGGGGCUUUGCAAGUGGGAGAGGUAUCCUCAUCACAGGCGGCUUCCAGUGAAGGCGCGAGGUCUGCCCUGCGCACCGCAUCUGGGCAACGGAAGGGCAAGGCGGAGAGAAGGCGGGCAAUGCAAAGUUCGCAGUCGCAAACGUGUCACGCGAUGAAGGCCACACAAACGGACCUAGACGGACCUCGACUUGACAGAGUCUUGACGCAGAACGCGGCAUACUUGAACUACAUUCACCAGGCGACCCGUUGGAAGUGCUGUUUCUUCGUCAUUGUGCUUUUCAUGAUCACGUGGCCACUGUUGGUGCACUACAGGACCGACCUACUCUUCAGGGAGGCCUUGGAAGCCCACAAGAAAGAGGUCUUGGAGUGGAAGGUCAAGCACGAGGAAUGCGUGGGCAAUCUCCAGUCGACCAGCCAAAAGGCCCAGGCAUGUCAAUCUAACGUCCGCGAGGCGUUAGAAGAACAAGACAAGCUGAAUCGUACGUUGGCUGGUGCGCAGGAUGAAUUGCGACAGUGCAAGCGUAAGCUUCAAACCGACAACAAAGCUGAGUACUCCAAGCGCAUCCAAGAUCAAGCAGCGCAGCUUGCGACAUGUAAAUCCGACUUCAGCAAGACCUCAGGCGAGAAGGAACAGUUGAAUGGCACUCUGCGAGAAGUGCAGGGUGAACGAGGACAGUUGCAGGAAGCUCUCCGGACGUGCAAAGCUGAGGUGAAGGAGCAGCAUGAAGCUAGCAUGCAGUGCAAUACUGCACUGGCUGGUUUAGAAGAUGAUAUCGAAAUUGCACGGAAAGUUGACAUCAAGCUGUCAAGCAAGCUUGCAGAUGCUAUCAUCUCACAAGAUAUCUUCAAAGCCAGUCAUGGCUCCUGCCUUCGCGAGCUUGCGAAGCGUGCGGACGAGGCUGAUGGAAAGGUCAAAGAAUGGCGUGAUAUGCGUUCGCAAGACCUGAAGACUCUCUAUCAUGGAUUGCACUGGAUGUGGAAGUGCGAGACUCUAGACAAGCAGAACAAGCAGCUGAUGGAGACAGUCCAGGCGCUGGAGGAGCAGGUGAAGAAGCUUGAGGCAUCGCCGACCAAAGAAGCAAUCCUCAUGUUUCUGGCGACGGUCUUCGGCUCCAGUAAGACCCCGCACACAGCAAAGUCCCAGUGA